CGUUACUUAUACCCCAUCAGAUUCCUUAAAAUUAUUCAUAAUAUUGUUUCAUUGUAUUACACAUUUUAAAAUAAAUACUAUGAAAACUUGAUCUUCUGUGUGUAGUAUUUGUUUUCCCGGAACUCAAUUAAUUAAACAAACUUUAACCAUGUUAAGGAAUAUAUGAGAAUUCUUAUUUAUCUAAAAAUAUUCCUUGAAAUUUUAACCGUAAAUGGGUUUAUAAUAACUAGAAAUACAUUUCCCAAGUUUAAUACUAACUUGUAUAUGAUAUGGGCUUAUCCACUCUUUGAUGAUUCACCUAAACGAGGUCCUAGGCGUAAGAUACAUCAAGCAUUUGAGCGUGGUCCAGUUCGUGCCAACGUUACCUUAAACUAUGAAUAUGCCAAUAGACUAGCUCAAAACAUGUUUCAUGUGCCAGGAAAGGGUGAAUUACCUUAUAUAACUGAGGAGGGGUUGGGAGAUACUGAGGAUAUUCACACUAGUCCUGAGACUGCAUGCGGUGGCAUUGACAUUGACCAGGCAGAGUUUGACAAAAUAAAAAACGUCUACAAGGUGUUUAAUGAUAGAAAUUGUGGAGUUUUGAGAAUUCUCGGUGCUAAGAUGGGACAUUUUUCAUUUCUAUAUUACGGACCCAUCAGGCACAAGUAUGGAAUUAAAUGUUACCUUCGUUACUUGAUAAAUAGAGUUUACCCCGGAUCCAAGGUUACCAUUUUAACUCAGGAGUCAUAUGACCGUAAUCGUAUACAGCAAGGUGUCAAUCCCGGUCUUUUUGCCAAACAAAGACGGCUCAUGGUUACUGGCAGGGAUUAUUGUGAAUCAUUUAAUGAUGGACUUCCCAACGAAAACGCUCUCCCACCCAAAGUCGAUAUGAUCAUCUGAUCCCAUUAAUUUUAUUAAUAUAUUCA
Messenger RNA from Theileria parva strain Muguga, 905 nucleotides. RefSeq lists its product as uncharacterized. The coding region runs from base 163 to 879 and encodes 238 amino acids. NCBI's taxonomy places the organism in Eukaryota, Apicomplexa, Aconoidasida, Piroplasmida, Theileriidae. The transcript has 2 exons. The record is from RefSeq and is a predicted model, not a curated record.